AUGGCAGUGUCCUGGGAGGAAUAUUUCCGACUGGCCUUGCAAGCGAAACUAAAGACACUGGAGCAGGAUGUGGGCCACUUCCCACCCGUGCUGGGACUGCUGGAGAAAAGGCGGGAGCUGGAAGAUGCAGACCGGGCCUUGCGGGCCCAGAAGGAGGUGUUCCAGACCACCAAGGCAGCCCUGAAACUGUGCUGGCAGCAGUUGGAGCAGAAGGAGCAGGAGCUGAAGGGGUCCUUUGUCCGAUUUGACAAGUUUCUGCAGGACGCCGAGGCCCGUCGUGGCCGCGCGCUGCGGAGGGCGGCGGAGGAGCGGCACCGCGCGGGCCGCCAGGAGGCCGAGGCGCUGCGGCUGCGGGCCCAGCUCGCCGAGCUGCAGCGGGAGCGCACGCGGCUGCAGCGCCGGCAGCAGCGCCUGGAGCCCUGCGCGCACCUGCUGGAGCAAGCGCUGGAGCAGCUGCCGGAGUUCCAGGAGGUCUCGGAGCUGGUGGCACGCUUCGAAGGCCUGGCCGACACGCUAGCGGCUCUGAGGACCACAGAGUGCCAACAGCUGGCACAGCUGGAGGAGGCGCGCACACGGCUGCAGCGGCUCCAGGAUGCCUGGCAGGACGAGCUGCUUCGGCAGGGGCAGCAGCGGGCGCAGCUACUGGAGCGCCUGGAGGCUGCGCGGGAGAACACGUUGCACUGGGAAUCCAAGUGGAUUCAGAUCCAGAACACAGCAGCUGAGAAGACCCUGCUCCUGGGACGGACCCGGAUGUGGGCACUCAACAUGUUCCAGCUGGUGUGCCAGCAUCAGAGGCAGCCACUGGCCCUGGACCCGGAGGACACUGAGGGUCAGCUGGAGCAGGUGAAGCUGUUCAUCCUGGACCUCACCUCCAUGCUGGCCAGCCUUGGUCAGGCCGAGCCCGCCACCUCCAGCUCCUAGCACUGCGCAGGUGAGCA
Molecule: messenger RNA, 938 nt
Organism: Talpa occidentalis (Iberian mole)
Lineage: Eukaryota; Metazoa; Chordata; Mammalia; Eulipotyphla; Talpidae
Product: cilia- and flagella-associated protein 73-like
Exons: 7
Coding region: 1-921 (306 amino acids)
Biological process (GO): spermatid development
Source: RefSeq, a predicted model, not a curated record